Messenger RNA from Lepisosteus oculatus (spotted gar), 1299 nucleotides. It is a transcript of the gene etfa, whose product is annotated as electron transfer flavoprotein subunit alpha. NCBI's taxonomy places the organism in Eukaryota, Metazoa, Chordata, Actinopteri, Semionotiformes, Lepisosteidae. Gene Ontology annotation, cellular component: mitochondrion. The record is from RefSeq and is a predicted model, not a curated record. Gene Ontology annotation, biological process: fatty acid beta-oxidation using acyl-CoA dehydrogenase. Gene Ontology annotation, molecular function: electron transfer activity; flavin adenine dinucleotide binding.
UUUGCAGGCUGUUUUCUUCUCGCGAUAGAAGGGAUUCUCUCUUGGAGUGGGGGGUCUUUUAGCUGCUGCUCAAAAAGAUCUCGUAAAACAUGUACAAAAUCGUUAACAAGCAAAACGUGAGACAAGUGGCCAGUCUCCUCCAGAGGUUUCAGAGUACCUUGGUAGUGGCAGAGCACAACAAUGAGAAGCUGACUCCCAUCACGCUGAAUGCCAUCACAGCUGCCAGCAAGCUGGGAGGGGAGGUCUCCUGCUUGGUUGCUGGAACUAGCUGUACCAAGGUUGCUGAAGAACUAAGUAAAGUCCAGGGAGUUAAAAAGAUUUUGGUGGCUCAGCAUGAUGCAUACAAAGGUUUAUUGCCAGAGGAGCUGACCCCUUUGAUACUGGCAACCCACAAUCAGUUCAGCUUCACACACAUCUGCGCUGGGGCUUCUGCUUUUGGAAAAAACCUUCUUCCAAGAGUGGCUGCCAAACUUGAUGUUGCCCCCAUCUCUGAUAUCAUUGAGAUAAAAUCUCCAGACACCUUUGUUCGAACAAUCUAUGCUGGGAAUGCUCUCAGUACUGUGAAGUGCAAUGAGAAAGUGAAGGUCUUCACUGUCAGAGGGACUUCCUUUGAAGCUGCGUCUGUGUCUGGAGGCAGUGCUGCUACUGAACAAGUUUCUCCCGCUGGUGGUGUGGGCCUGUCGGAGUGGCUAGAACAGAACCUGAGCAAGAGUGAUCGGCCCGAGCUGACCAGUGCCAAGGUGGUGGUGUCUGGAGGGAGAGGGCUGAAGAGCGGAGAAAACUUCAAGCUGCUAUAUGACCUGGCUGACAAAUUGAAUGCUGCAGUGGGAGCUUCAAGAGCUGCUGUUGAUGCUGGCUUUGUUCCCAAUGACAUGCAGGUUGGACAGACCGGAAAAAUUGUGGCACCUGAGCUGUACAUCGCUAUUGGCAUAUCUGGAGCUAUUCAGCAUCUUGCGGGCAUGAAGGACAGCAAGACAAUUGUUGCAAUUAAUAAAGACCCAGAAGCUCCUAUCUUCCAAGUUGCUGACUAUGGCUUAGUUGCUGAUCUUUUCAAGGCUGUUCCUGAAAUGAUUGAGCAGCUGAAGAAGAAAUGAACUUCAAGUCGGUGAGCCUCCUGCCCCAGUUGUGCUCUCAGCAAAUACAACAGUUAAUACUUUCUAUAGAAAAAAGCCUUAAAAAUGUAUUACGAGACUUGUUCUGAUCUCAUUUUGAGACAUUCUUUAUGUAUAAGUCAAAAGUCUGUAUGUUUUUUUUGCUGUACUCUGUGUAAUUAAAACUAAUUUUAAUUAUGUUAAUCUG